Messenger RNA from Coturnix japonica (Japanese quail), 3912 nucleotides. It is a transcript of the gene ASB12, whose product is annotated as ankyrin repeat and SOCS box containing 12. The record is from RefSeq and is a predicted model, not a curated record. Lineage: Eukaryota; Metazoa; Chordata; Aves; Galliformes; Phasianidae. Gene Ontology annotation, molecular function: protein binding.
UAAACAGUUUGAAUCCACCUGGCAGAGCAGUGAGGGCUGUUCUAGUAGCUAAUUGUAAAGGACAUGUUUGGAGACUUUUACUGUGCCAGAGAUGUGGGAGAGGGAGUGGGGGAACACGGGGCUGUGACUUGCUGACCUUCUGUGUGUUCUUCUGCAGCAGAGAUGGAGGGACUGGGUGAGUUUAGCACCAAAACCACUCAGGCUUGCAUAGUAAUAGCUGCCCGCUCUUCAUCAUCAGUCAGGAAGAGGGCAGUAAGCCCCUGAACACCAGGAAUGGGCCCAAAACCAACACCUGUUACCCAGCUGCUGCCUUGCAGUUAACGGUGCUGGCAGGAGCUGCUGGUGUUAAAGCUUCGUGCCUGUGUGUAAAAGGACAAACUCGUCUGAUGACAAACUACAUUAACAGUUCUUUAAAGGAUUAUAGCUCAUGGAGGAAGGGUAACGAGUUUCAUUGCUCCUCCUUCGGUUCACUGAUCUCAUCUGAGCUCUCGAUGUAGUUACAAACUACACAUCUUGUAUGUUAAUGCAUCCUUUAGACUGUAAAUGCUGAGCAGGGUGUGUGCAGGUGUUCGUGCCCUCUCGUGGCUAAAAUCUGAAUCUCACUGCUGCUGGGGACUGUGACCAGAGCCACUUCUAAGGGAGUGACCUGCAGAGCAGACGGCUGCAAGUGGCAGGAAACUGCAAGCAGGUAUUUUAAUGGGCACGGGAGUAAACCCCAAGUUUGAAUUGGUUCCUGUGUUCUGUUUUGCAGUGGUUUACAGUGCCCUGCACAAUAAAAGCUCGUUUCAGACCUCGAGGGCUGCUAGUAAAUCCCUAAUCCCUGUGAAGUUAUUUAUUUGGUACGAUUUAGUGCUAAAAUUUGAAAUCUGAAUGCUUUGCAGUGUUAAGUCAGAAAGCUCAUUAACUUUUUUCAGCUAUGUUAAUAACUAUAAUCUUUCUGAGAGCAACUUCGUUGAACGGGAUUGAUCUUCCACACAACCUCUUUGAUUGAUGUUAAACGUACACCUGUCCUUUAAUUCUUCCCUAAUUAAUGGACAGCUGACGAAGGAAUGUCUUUUCCUGGAGCACGUGUCAGGUGACACAGCCUGGGGGGAGCCCCCUUGGUCUUCAGAUAGGAGAGUCCUUCCUGACCUGACUUCUCAGCCCUCCCCAGAGUUUGAAGUGUUAGGAAGCUUAACAGGAACAGGUCUGACUUAUCAGUCACCUCUCCACAAGCUCCCGUUCGGUGCUUAUCUGAAGCUACUGGUUGAAAUAUUCAUGCAAGAUUCUAUUUAACGUGGCUCUUCAGCUGUUAAGGGAGCAUAAUGAAUAUUUCAGUUUGCUCUUGUCCAGUUGAAUGGUGGAUUUAUUCAGCAAGUACUUUGAGCUCUUUGCUUUGUUAGCACCAGGUUUAUUUAUCACUGCUCCUCGCUGAAGAAGUUGGUCUUGUUUCUAAGAUUUCUUGGUUGAAAGCAGCAGCAACCAAAGAAUAUGCAAUUUAUCGUUAAUUUCUUCCAUUGAAGGGUUUUCCUUUCAUGUCUAAAUUCCCUUACAAUGUCCCACAUUUCAUACUUCUCAAGGUAUAUUGAUUUUGUUAUCUGUAUCUUUUAUUCCCCCCUCCUUUAUAAUCUCUGCCUUUUUACCUACUUGCCUCUAUUUGUGUUUUGUUGAAUGGCUUUAGAGUCAGGGUUGGCUUUUCUGACUGCAGAAUCCUAGUUGUGAUUGCAGCUUCUUGAUGUUUAAUGAAUUCUUAACUCCCAGCCUUUCUCAUGAUAUUUAUCAGCAUUUCUUCUCAAUUUCAUUCACAGUUUUGACUUCAGGAGAAGGGACCUUUUUGAAGUAACGGCAUGUACUAAGUGAAUUUGGAGAGAGGGAAACUACAAGUAAGCUGAAAGUUUAAAGCUUAUUAUUAUUAAACAUUUUCUUGCUUUUCACACUUUCCAUAGUGCAGCUCCAAACUCACCAGAGUGUCUUGGAGAGGACAUGGAAAAUAUUUUCCCGAGUGCCCUGGUUUUAGUUCUUACAGUAGUGGAGAUUUCUCUGCUGGGUACUUUGGUUUCUUUCUUAUCUAGUACUGCUGAUAGUGCUGCUUCAAACCAUCAGACCGCUCCUGCUCCGCUGCUGAGAAGUUUGGAAAAGGUUGAGGGGGAACUGGAUAAAAUAAGAUUACACUCACCAGCUGACAGCUUUUGAUAAGACAGCCUGCAUGCCCCUUCCCCCUUGUUUUGUUUGCCCCCACAGAGUUUUCUGCAUUUCUAUGCACUUAUACUGCAUAAUUUUAUAGAACCAAAUGAGUGACUUGUUUUUGCAGAUGUGGAUGAGAGGAGGGGAGCUUGGUCAUCUUAUUGCUCUGAAAGUGGAAAACACACUCAGGUGUGGUGUGAGGAGGAGAAUGUGUUCUGUGGAAGCCAGUGCUACAGUGGGCUGUCCUGGGUCACAGCAGGGACUCAAAACGGAGUCGUUCCCUGCAAUUUCAGCAAGAAAACAGUGAAGUAAAUUAAGUUUGUGCCUUGUUAGAGCGAAUACCCCUCGUCAAGCAACCUGCACCUGUCUGAAUCUCCCCCCCUUGCUGCCCCUCUCUAUAUUUACCCAGUGGGAACUUUCCAAGAAUGGAAGUGGGAAGAUAAAUGCCUGUGGGGGCUAAAUUUAGCCCAGGCUCCCUGGCCCUGCUCCCUGUGGUGGCAUUUCAGCUGUGAGCUUUGACAGCCUGCGCCCUUCCAGCUCCACAGAGUGGAUGUCCAUCCCUGAUAGAGUGAGAGCUUCUCUUUCUCUUCCCCCUCCCCUUUUUUUUAAUUAAACCAAGAAAGAAUUCUCCAUGGGACCACGUCUGCUUUGAUUGUCUUGGGUGUGAGCAUCACUUCUCCCACAGAGACAGCAGGUUUUACUGCUUACAAUGAAAGUGGUGCUCAGAAGACAGACCAAAAAAAUGAGCUUAAUGGACAUCAAUAAGAUUUUCUCCAUGCUCCAACCCAGAGAAGAUGAAGAUCAUGGAGAAAGUGAGGAGCUGAACCAAGUGGUGUCCGUGGACGAUUACCAAACUCUUGACAAGCUCUUGCACCAAGACAGGUACAAGAGAGUCAUCAAUAGCAGGAGUGGCUGGGGCGUUCCCAGCACCCCACUGCGCCUGGCUGCCUCUAAGGGCCACCUCAGGAGCCUGAAGGUCCUCCUGUCUCAUGGGGCAGAGGUGGACAGCCUGGAUGUGAAGGCACAAACCCCGCUUUUCACAGCAGUCAGCAAUGGCCACUUGGGCUGUGUGAAAGCACUGCUGGAGGCAGGAGCCGGUCCCUCUGGCAGCAUCUACAACAACUGCUCACCGCUGCUGACCGCAGCUAGGGAUGGGAACGUUGAGAUUCUGCAGCAGCUCCUGGAACACGGUGCUGAGACCAAUGUCCAAGCAAGGGUGCCUGAGUGGGCUGCCAACUCCACUGCUUGCUCCGGUCCGCUUUACCUCGCAGCUGUCUAUGGGCACUUGGAAUGCUUCAGGUUGCUGCUGCUCUAUGGUGCCGAUCCCAACUACAACUGCACGGAUGAGAGGAUGAUCGCGCGCAUCAAGGAGCCCAAGACUCUGCUGGAGAUCUGCCUGAGGCACAGCUGCCGGCGUGAGUUCAUCAAGCUGCUUCUUGACUUCGGAGCCAAUGUGUAUUUGCCAAACAUCAAGAAGAUAGCACCUGGUAGCGAGGGCCUAGAUCUGCUGUUGCAGGCAAGAGCUCAUCCCAAAUCCCUGAUGUCUCAGUCUAGGCUGGUGCUGAGGCACAUCCUGAAGCAGGCUGGCUGUGCACACGCCCUCAGAGAGCUGGACAUUCCACCAGUGCUGGUGAGCUACCUCCAACAUCAGCCUUAGCAGGGACACACCAUGGAAGACGCCUACCCCAGAGAGAUGCCCAGUGCCUGAAUUAAAAGCUCUGACGCUGCUGUUGCACAGCACAAAACAGA